AUGCGCGGUUAUCCGUGUCCGGUUUCCACCAGGGCGCCCGGUGUGUGCUCCUCGCCCCGCACCUGCCGGUCGCCCCGUCUGCGGCUCGCCUGCGUGCGGGCGAGGUUCGCUUUUGUUGCUUCUCGGCGAGGGCGCAUCUCUACCUGCCCUCAAGCGGACUGGGUUACGCGCACAGACCCUCGGGGCACUGACGACAAUGAUCGUGUGAAGCGAGGAAAAUCAGCAGCUCGCGCUGGGGGGUCAUUCAUUUGCAAAGAGCCUCAUGAUAAGAGAGGAAUUCCAUUGAGACCUCUAAAGAAAGAAACAAAAGGGCAUAACCUGACCAACUUAAAGCGGGAAUUAGAGGACAUAAAUCUCGAUGGUUGAAAGAGGGUCCUUAGCAUCUGCCUCUGAGGAAGAAAUUUCUUCUGCAAAAUGCGGAAUUAAUAAAAGCAUGCCAUUUUGCGUUUAUGCAACUAAUUUGAAAAACAAAUAAGAUCUGUAUUUGAGCAUCAUUUGACCUUGUGAUAUCCCAUUAAAAGAAUAACGUACUUGAAGUUGUACGAAAUAUAUCUGUGUAAAUUAGCUUAAUUUACAGAGAGAAUACACUAGGAUGUUCAACUUUGUAUGCCAACUAAAUUCAAUGGAAUUGAUAUAUUCAUGAAGAAAAGUAUUUUUACAGAACCGUUUUCAACUAUAAUUAAAUUGCAUAUAAAUUAAUCAUAAGAAGAGUUUUGUAUUGUGUAUAUUAAUUAACUAUGUUUAUUUAUGUAAUAAAGAAAUAUGACAAUCUAGGUCACUAUUACUUUUUAUUUUCUCAGAUUCACUCUUUACUAUUAUAAAGCACUAAUUUACAAGCUCACUGUAUUGUUUGUUUUUGCAAGUAAUCCAUGAUUGCGCUAUGUUGUACUACUAUGUAGAAAGUUG
Molecule: messenger RNA, 906 nt
Organism: Gryllus bimaculatus (two-spotted cricket)
Lineage: Eukaryota; Metazoa; Arthropoda; Insecta; Orthoptera; Gryllidae
Source: the annotation of a GenBank genome assembly